Messenger RNA from Oncorhynchus kisutch (coho salmon), 3456 nucleotides. RefSeq names its product cell surface glycoprotein 1-like. NCBI's taxonomy places the organism in Eukaryota, Metazoa, Chordata, Actinopteri, Salmoniformes, Salmonidae. The record is from RefSeq and is a predicted model, not a curated record. The transcript is spliced from 5 exons. The coding region runs from base 94 to 1812 and encodes 572 amino acids.
GUCAUCCCACAGACACUCCUAGGAAAACAAGCCAGCCUUCUUGGGAACAGAACCACAGAGCAUAGCAGUACACAUUCUCUCAUCUCUCCCUCGAUGCCUAUCUCUGAUCUCAGGAUGUGGACUCUACUGCUUGGGGUUAUUUUCGGACUUCUGGCACCUGUUCAGUCCGACCCUGUUCCUGCCUCGACAGAACCUCCCGCUCUGGCUGCUGGGGAUUCUCUUGGGGAAAUGUUCAAGAUCUUCAAGAAGCUUGUAGUGGGUCCCCCGGAUGCCACCAAUGGAACAUCCAGCAGUGAUGAAACAGUGGACCUAGAUCAUUUGGUGACCCCUGACCCUGUGACAUCUGACCCGGAAGACCAGCUGCCCACCUUUGACCCAGAGGAGGGUAGCACAGAUGAGACAGAGGGCAGCACUACAGAGGGCAGCACUACAGAGGGCAGUAUGAAACACCCCACUUCAGGACAAGACAAUGAAGGGGACCUGUUUGACGCCAACCUUAAACCUAGCUUUAACCUCCGCCCCAGUCCAACUCCUCGCCCCAGUCCAACUCCUCGCCCCAGUCAAAGCGACACAGAGGACAAUUAUGAAAAGUACAACUAUGAUUCCAGUCCAAGUGAUAGACCUGAUUCACCAGAGGAAGAGGAAAUGAUCCUGGAUACCGAAAGCCCCACAGCAGAGUUUGUCCCCACAGCAGAGGUUGUCCCCACAGCAGAGUUUGUCUCCACAGCAGAGGUUGUCCCCAAUGCAGAUUUUUUCCCCACAGCAGAGUUUGUCCCCACAGCAGAGUUUGAACCCACCACUGAUUUUCCGAUGGAUUUGGAAGAUGUUAACACAAUCCUUGACGCCAACCCCAGCCCCAGUCCUUAUCCAACUCAUGACGCUAACCCCAGCACCAGUCCUUAUCCAACUCAUGAUGCUAGCACCACAACAGAGCUAGAGGAGUUGGAGGACGAUAUAUUCAGACCAAAGUUUGUCGCCAGCCCUAGUCGUGUACCGGAUCCCAGUCCCAGCCCUAGUCGUGUACCGGAUCCCAGUCCCAGCCAUAGUCGUGUACCGGAUCCCAGUCCCAGCCAUAGUCCCAUCUCAGAGUUUGAAGAAGAAGACCUGUUACCUCUUAGCCUUGAUCCAAGCUUUAGUAGCACCUCCAGACCUAGCCAAAGUUCGGGGACCAGCCAUACACCUAGUUCUAACCUAACCAGUAUGACAGGCUUGGAGGAAGGCGGGGCUGCAAAGAUGAAUACAGAGCUGGCCUUCACCUCAACCACCAGUUCUGUCGCACCUACAACAGUCAGGAUGAAUUCAGACAUCGAAGGGUCAGGGUCGGGAUUCCUGCCUCAGAGUAGCACCACAGUAGCAGCCCCUGCUGGCGAGGAGGACCAAACAUACAACUCCCUAGUCGAUAAGCCAUUCAUUGAAACAAAGACAAGAAUUCAAGGCAGCAAUAGGCUUGCUCUACCAAGGGAGGAACCGGCAGUGGAUACCUCUACAGUUCUUCAUGAUGCAGCUGCUGUAAAACCAACCCCAUCCAGACAACAUGAUUCAUAUACAUCGGGUUGGUUGAUCAUCGUUGCCUUCGUCGCGGGCGUGGCGGUCUUGGUCGUAAUCUGUGUCGCCAUAGGUACCAGAGACAGGUGGAAUGCACCAGCCCAGGCAUCUGAGAAGAAGGUCGCCAACGCGAGCUCAGGAGAUGAGAAGGCGGAGCGUGAAAUGGAGAGGUUUCUGUCUAAAGAGAGGCCAAGGGAAAACAUCCACGCUGCAGAGUACACUGUUAUACUUCUGGAGGACCUCCCAGAGAAAGAGCCUCUGGACUGAGAAGGGCCAAGGAGAUGAAGAACGGGGACAAAAUAAGAACAACGGACACCUGAGAAAUAGAAUGGAACGGGUCUCCCCAUUCUAGUCAAUGGUGACAUAGUGGGUGGCAUAGUGGGUGGCAUAGUGGGUGGCAUAGUGGGUGGCAUAAUGGGUGGACCCCCCCAUUCUUGACACACACAGGAAACUGUUGAGUGUGACAAACCCAGCAGCGUUGUAGUUCUUGACACAAACGGGUGCACCUGGCACCUACCCUGUUCAAAGGCACUUAAAUAUUUUGUCUUUGUCUUCACCCUCUGAAUGGCUCACAUACACAAUCCAUGUCUCAAUUGUCUCAAAGCACAAUCCAGUCUCCUCCCCUUCUUCUACACUGAUUGAAGAGAAUUUAACCAGUGACAUCAAUAAGGGAUCAUGGCUUUCACCUGGAUUCACCUGGUCACUCUAUGUCAUGGAAAGAUUUCUCACAGCAGGGAAAGAAUCCUGCAGCAACUGGAAAUGUGAAUGAUUGUGUGGUUUAUAAUUAAUGGUAAUUUUUGUAGGGGUUGAUAAUGCAUUUUUGUACUUACGGCAAAUCAAGUCUGACAUUUUUAAGCGGAAAUUACAAACUUUAGAACUCUUUUUAAACUUUGAAUAACUACCAGUUUGCAUUUCCUACCUUGCAGGAAAUUUGCUGCAACAACCGGGUGAUCAAAUUAAGACCCUACAUUUGUAGCUAGUGAUUCCUGAUUCUAUGACUAUGAAUGGAGACAUUCUAGAAUGUAUGUGGGACACGUCUGUGGCGUGUGAGUUUGAACUGUCCCUUUGACCUUUGGUAGCCCAGAUAAGUCAGAUUGAUAAACACCUGUUCCGAUGGGCCAUGGAUGAACACGCUGCUAUAUCUCUGUUGACAUUAUGUAUAUUAUCAAAGUUACAAACACUGUCAGAACCAUUGAUAGAAAAAAAGAAAACAAGGUCAUACUGAAUUUCUAAUUCUCACUCACUGACCAGUGUUGUUGUUGUUGUUAUUGUUGGUGUUGUUGUUAUUGUUGUUGUUGUUGUUAUUUUUGUUUUGAUAUUGCACUAUUUUUUAUCAACAAAUCUUAUUUGUGUACAUGUUUUUGAUCAUCCUGUAAAAGAAAAUACAGAAUCCAUACAGAAUAUAAAAGAAUGUCUUUCUAGAUGUUAGUGACACAUACACUCAGGGACUCACACAUACACUCAGGGACUCACAUAAGUGCUACACAGCCACAAUAGGUCAAGUAUAGCAGAAAGACUGAAUACCAACCUACUUAGAGCCCUGCUUUUCACUACAUUUCCCCUGGGUGUAAAAUCCUGCUGACUGUGGCAUUACGUAUUGUUCAGAUGAAUGCCGGUAUAUGAGUCAUAGUAAGUAUAAUAUACUUUAUACUUCAUAUGUAUUCGUUUUAAACACUCAGUGUUCUUCUCGUGUUAGACAGUUGUAUGAUGCUCAGUGCAUAGCUACUGCUGCAGUAUAAUGGAUGCAUUUUUAAACCAUUACAACACUUCAUUAGUCAGCUACACCAAAUGGUUCCCAAUUGUAGUUUCUCCCUUCUAUUUCCACGUCUGUUCUUAUAAAGUGUACUGCAGAUCAUUUUAAACUAUGAACUAACUACAACUACUGGGGUUUAAAUACAACAACUACUACCA